AUGGAUGCCAGCUUAUUCCCUCCCACCUCUGUUCAAACACUAGCGAUAGAGGCCAACAAAGAGGUCCAAGGAUCACUACCAGAUUCGAUCACCAAACUCACGAUCAUGCUGGGAGUCAAGGGCACGGUUGCAGUCGGUGUCAUUCCAGAAUCAGUCCGAUCACUCACACUGACCACCCAACAACCCCUGGCACCUGGUACCAUUCCAAAAUCAGUCCGAUCACUCACACUUUACACUCUACAACCUCUGGCACCUGGAACCAUUCCACAAUCUGUAACAAAGCUGUCGGCACCCAGGUUCAUGAACUUUACACUUGGAUGCAUUCCAACAUCAAUCACAACACUGAUCCUUACCGGUUGUGACCAGACAGAGUGGCUUGUAGGACUGACCUCUUUGACAGCAUUGACAUUGAUGGAUAAUAAUAGUGCUACACUCCCAAAGCUUCCUACAUCUGUGACUUUGUUGCACCUUGGCAGGUACAACUUUCCACUCCGGGCUGGUGUACUGCCAGACACACUGACCAGUCUGAGAUUGGAUACAUACGAUCAUGAUCUCCAACCUAGAUCCCUACCAAGCCAGCUCAUCAGACUUGAACUUAAAACAUUCAAUAAGUUGAUUGAUGUUGCCAAUCAUCUUCCACCGACACUCAAAUAUCUAAAGAUGGAUAGUUUCAACAUGAGCCUCGACUUGAGUAGUUUGCCUUUGGUCGGCCUCGACCUGAGAGCGGCCUCGUGGGAGUGCAAGAUCCCACCGACGCUUACAUCACUCAUUUACACAAACUUCCACCCCAACUACAACAACUACCCACCUGGCCUAACCAAACUUGGCUGCAAUGGCAGUUUCCUCUGCCGUGGAUACAUGUUUCCGCCAUCCAUCACCAAACUAUUUAUUACACCAACCAUGUUGUUUGGGGAUCACCCGUGUCUAUCUUUUUGCCAUGGCAUAAAGAAGCUUACAACUACACACCUUGGAAGUAUUCUAUACAAUGGAUGCCAAGCUGUUAACAGCAACAAGUAUCCGAUCACGUUGAGACAGGUGACUGUGUUAUGCGAGGUCGGUUGUUCGGAGAUAUCAUUGUCACAGUUCAUCAAAUACUUGAUGAUACCCAAGCACUUGUCAUCACUCGUAGCAAUGGAGGGCAAGGGUGAGGGCGAGGAUAAGGGUAAGGGUUAG
Molecule: messenger RNA, 1173 nt
Organism: Acytostelium subglobosum LB1
Lineage: Eukaryota; Evosea; Eumycetozoa; Acytosteliales; Acytosteliaceae
Exons: 3
Coding region: 1-1173 (390 amino acids)
Source: RefSeq, a predicted model, not a curated record